AUGACCACAGAAUUAGCGGCGGCGCCCGUUCUCUCAACCCCAGAUGAUCGCAUCCUCGAAGAGACCGACCCGGUUGUACCACAAACCAACCGCAUUCUCUCGGAAGAGGAACUCGCCAUCACGUAUGACAUCGAACGCACGUUGAAGGAAAUCCGCCAGGCGCGGUACAAGCGGAUUGCGCUUCAGUUUCCGGAUGAGAUGCUUCCAGAUGCACCAAGGGUGUUUCAGCUGCUGAGUCGGGGCCUGGAGGCACGGGAUAUUGUGGAUGGGGGUUCGAAGGCAAACACGGAGACUGAGCCUACCGACGGCUUAGUGGAUUCGGCGUCUCGCCUUGACCUGAAAGAUGCGGACGAGUGGUCACCGAAGCUCUAUAUUCUGGCCGACACAUCUUACGGGACUUGCUGUGUUGACGAGGUCGCGGCAGAACAUGUCGACGCGGACGUUGUCGUGCACUACGGACGUUCAUGCCUAUCCCCGACUGCUAGACUUCCAGUCAUCUACGUUUUCACGCACAAGGAGUUGCCUCUCGACCCAGUUCUCAAGGCGUUCAAAGAGACCUACCCGGACCCAGAAACAAAGGUGAUCCUCGCUGCCGAUGUAACCUACUCUGACCAUAUCCCGGAAGUAUACUCGCGGCUGGUGCAGGAGGGGUACAGCAGUCUGUUUGCCACGGCGUUGGUUCACGAUCCGUCGUCUGUCAUACCUAACCGCACCGUUCCAGACUCGGUCAAAGAGGCUCCAGAGUCGCUAGGGAAUUGGCAGCUCUUCCACAUCUCCGAACCGCCUACAGCGCUGCUUCUGACGCUAGCAUCUCGCGUGGCAGCAAUCCACAUCUACCCUACUGAUGGGCCGGCUGGCACAGACGUAAAGCCUCUACCCGCAUCGACUGCGAUGGUCCUGCGUCGUCGCUACGCUAUCUUGACACGGUUAAGCACGGUGCCUAUUUUCGGAAUUUUGGUCAACACACUGAGCGUAAAGAACUACCUCCAUAUCGUGGAUCAUGUCAGAGACAAGAUCGCAGCUGCAGGGAAGAAAAGUUACAUGUUCGUCGUGGGCAAGUUGAACGCAGCCAAGGUAGCCAACUUCAGCGAGAUUGGUGGUUGGGUUGUCAUCGGGUGCUGGGAAAGUUCGCUAGUCGACAGCAAGGAUUUCUGGAAACCCGUCAUCACCCCGUUUGAGUUGGAAGUUGCACUCAAGGGGGACGAGGAGCGGGUCUGGACAGGGGCCUGGCAGAGCGACUUCCAGAGCAUCCUUGACCAGCCACCACCAAGUUCCAAUUCCCCUGGAAACAGCCAGGAGGCAAACGAGGGACCCGAAUUCGGGGAUCAUGCCAGGGACGAGGACGAGGAUGCUAUGUCGGAACCCGAAUCUGCACCACCAGAGUUCGACCUCCGCACCGGUCGGUACGUCUCCUACUCGCGACCGAUGCGCGAUUCCGCGCCCCGCGUCUCCGCUUCCCAAGGCGCCACUGCAGCAAUAUCUGCGCAGACAGGUGCGGCUGAUGGGCCGUCUGCAGCACGAGCGCUUGCUCGAAGGGCAAAAGGCGACCUGGCUAUGGUCGGCAACACUUUCUCGCCAGGGGCGGAAUUCUUGCGAUCUCAGCGGACGUGGACGGGGCUGGGGAGCGAUUUCAAUAGUGCGGCGAAUGUUGAGUAUGAUGACGAGGAGAAUGACAGUACCCUGGUUGUGCAAGGGCGCAAGGGCAUUGCAAGGGGAUAUACAGUGGGGGAUUCAAUAGACAGGCACUAGAUUGGCCCUGGACUGUUGGCCUGAAAAUUCGAUUCUUAUCUCAGGUUCGGACUGAGGGAAAACUUGAGCAUUCGGCUGCUAAAUGGGCACAAUUACUCCUACAGUGCAGUCACUAAUAGUUAUAUGAUUAAAAGUGUGUGAUUUGCUGAAUAGACUACAAAAAAUCUAGA
Messenger RNA from Aspergillus nidulans FGSC A4, 1919 nucleotides. RefSeq names its product 2-(3-amino-3-carboxypropyl)histidine synthase DPH2. Gene Ontology annotation, molecular function: 2-(3-amino-3-carboxypropyl)histidine synthase activity. The transcript has a single exon. The coding region runs from base 1 to 1749 and encodes 582 amino acids. The record is from RefSeq and is a predicted model, not a curated record. Lineage: Eukaryota; Fungi; Ascomycota; Eurotiomycetes; Eurotiales; Aspergillaceae. Gene Ontology annotation, cellular component: cytoplasm. Gene Ontology annotation, biological process: protein histidyl modification to diphthamide.